Molecule: messenger RNA, 5530 nt
Organism: Carassius auratus (goldfish)
Lineage: Eukaryota; Metazoa; Chordata; Actinopteri; Cypriniformes; Cyprinidae
Product: peroxisome biogenesis factor 1-like
Exons: 24
Coding region: 370-4110 (1246 amino acids)
Biological process (GO): protein import into peroxisome matrix
Cellular component (GO): peroxisomal membrane; peroxisome; cytosol
Molecular function (GO): ATP binding; ATP hydrolysis activity
Source: RefSeq, a predicted model, not a curated record
UACUUCAGACUCUUUUCCUCUUGGUAUUUUGAUAUAAUGGUUUAAAAUGACAGAAUAAAUAAACAAUAAAUAAAAGAAAUGGAGUCGCACAUUUUGGUGCGGUUGAUCGCUUUGUUUUGAGGCUUGUUUAAUCAUGAAGUGUUGCUUGUUUUCCAUGUGAAAUCUGGCAACACUGUGAGACGGAGCUAAUCGAAAAUGUUCGUUCAAACAGCGCUUACGACUGAUUUACACAGUCACACUCUAUGUGAUUAUCUCUGACGUGCAAUUCAUGUCGACAGUUUUAGCAUACUGGCUUUAAUACCACAGAAUCAUUUCAAUAAAUAAAGGAUCAUUUGCAGUAGAAGCGAGGUUGUUGUAGCCUCGCAGGAAAUGUUGGGAAGCCAGGGGAUUCAACCUGUCACGCUAGACUUCAAUAACUCCAAAAACUGCUUUCUUCAGCUGUCAUCAAACUUUGCCACGCAUCUCUGUCUUCAAGAGAACCAGAUCCUGGAGCUGUCAUGGGGUGUUUCUGCACCCGUGUUCCUCAGCUGGAUCACCUCCAGGUCUCCAGGUCCAGAGGACAGAGUUGAGAUCAGCAGACAGCUGGGAGAGAAACUUGGGCUCAAGGAGGGAGAACAGGGGUAUCUGCGGACGUGUCAUCAGGUGCAGUCAGUGCAGCAGGUGUUCGUAGAGCCUCUGUCUCCAGAUGACUGGGAGAUCUUGGAGCUGCACAGCAUGGCUCUGGAGCAGCGACUCCUGGAUCAGAUCCGAGUGGUCUUCAGUGAGGGGGUUUUUCCUGUGUGGGUGGACCAGCACACUGUCAUCUAUAUCAGGAUAGCGUCCCUCUCUCCAUCUGUUCCGUUUGGCCGACUGGAGCAGUUCACUGAGCUUGUUGUCUCCCCAAAACUACAUCCAGAAGGUGAACAACUGCUCCAAACUCGGUCAGAAGAACCAAGCCAAGAUCUACAAUACCAGAACAUUGAUGUCACAUCUUCCUCCAGCUCACUCGUCCAUCAGGAUCCCAUCAGUGGUCAUCUGGAGAGUCCGAACGAAGGCCAUUGGGGAGGAAUAGCUGAUCUGAAAAGCCUGGUUAGAUACCUUUUUGCAGGAGGAUUUGAGCCUGCAAAAGAGCAUGUCGCAGUUCCCACAGUUCCCACCAUCCUGAAAGACUGUAUCCUCCGGACCUGUGGAACCCCUCCUAGGUCUGUCAGCCAUCUAGGCUCAUGUCACGGAGAUGUCCAUAUACUGCCAUGGAACCUGCAAGAGCAAGAGAACUGGAAUCCAGGGCAGUCUGCUCUAACAUACGGCAGGCUUUCAAAGAUACUUUCUCCUAAAGAACUCCGGGAGAAAGUCAAGCAGGCCAUGGAGAAGAAGAAGAUCAGAGAUGGACCUCACAAAGGGAACGACACAGAGGAACAUAAGGAGAACGCCGUUGUGGUCAGGAUGCUUUGUCACAAUAUAAAAAGGCUGCAGGAGGACCAGAAAUUCAAGAAAUGUGAAGACAUUUACUCUGGGAGAGUUUGGAUUCCAAAGGUGCUGCAGAGGCGUUUGAGGAUAGACCCUCGAUCAGCUGUGAGGAUUCAGCCUUUGAAAUCAAAGCCAAGAGUUGCAGAAGCAGUCAUGGUGCAACCAUUACAGCCGCUGGCAGUGAAUGAAAAAGAAGACGACAUUCAAACUGCGUUCCUCAACUGGUUGCAUGCUCUGAGCCAUCAGCCUUUGACCUGUCUGACAGGCCGCACUAACGUCAUUCUCUUACCCUGUGCUGAAGGAAAAGAAGAGUUUGUCUUGACUGUGCUGAAACCAGAGCAACAGCAAGAGGAUGAAAUGUUCUUUCUAUCAGCCAGUUUACUAAAGAAAACACAUCUGCAGAUUGUCAGAGAGCCUGAUGAUUCUGAUCACAGCGGCUCUGAUAAUGAUAGUGAAGAUCCACAUCUCGGCUUUCCCUCCCUCAGCUCUCUUGGUGGGGUAGAGGACAUCAGCAGGUCUGCUUUCGAGCACAUCUCUCACGCUCUAAUGGGAGGUCCUCUCUCGCGUGAACUGGUCUGCACAGGACGUGGACUGAGGGGCGGAGCUCUGCUCAUCACAGGGGCAAAGGGCAGUGGAAAAUCUUCUCUCUCCAGAGCACUGUGUCGAAAGGCCAGUGAAGAGCUAGAUGCCCAUGUUCAAGUUGUGGACUGCAAGACACUGAAAGGUAAAAGAGCCGAUAAAAUCAGACUGAGACUGGAAGAGGUUUUUGAGCAGGCGAUCUGGAGACAGCCCUCAGUGGUCCUACUGGAUGACCUGGAUCACGUGACUGGUGCCGCAGCUUCACCUGAGCACGAGCAUGGGCCCGAGGCAGUACUGCGGCAGCACAUCGCACAGGGUCUGAGGGAUUUGGUAGAUGAGAUGGUGGUGCGCUCCAGUCUCAUAGCUCUGAUGAUCACAGCACAGAGUGAACAUGCUCUUCAUCAGACUCUGACUGCGGUGCAGGGUUCACAUUUCUUCCAAAGUUUCUGCAAGAUCCAAACACCAGAUCAGAUUCAAAGGGUUGAGAUUCUAAGGUCUUUAAUAACCAAAAAGAACUUCCAAGACUGUCCAACUACUCUUGACCUAGACAUUGUUGCCAGAGAAACAGAAGGAUUCAUGCCACAAGAUCUGAACCUUCUGCUCGAGAGGGCCAUCCAUGCCAACUCCCUACACAGCAGGAACAGUGGCAGCUCUGAAGAUUUAAACUAUGAAGACUUCAAACAGGCCCUACAGGGCUUCACCCCACCCUCCUUCUGGGGGGCUCAGCUGCAGGCUCCCACCGGGGCCGGCAUGGAGCGUAUCGGGGGACUUCAUCAGGCACGUCAGCUCUUGAUGGACAUCAUACUGCUGCCAGCUAAGUACCCGCUGCUCUUCUCCAGUCUGCCCAUGCGUCAGUGCUCCGGUGUGCUGCUCUAUGGAGCUCCUGGAACAGGCAAGACUCUACUGGCUGGAGCUGUAGCCAAAGAGAGCGGCAUGAACUUCAUCAGCAUCAAGGGUCCCGAACUCCUGAGCAAGUAUAUUGGCGCAAGUGAGCAGGCGGUUAGAGAUGUGUUUCAGAGGGCUCAACAAGCUAAACCUUGCAUACUGUUCUUUGAUGAGUUUGACUCUCUGGCCCCCCGAAGGGGUCAUGACAACACAGGGGUCACUGACCGUGUAGUUAACCAGUUACUUACUCAGCUGGAUGGAGUGGAAGGGCUGACAGGGGUGUAUGUGUUGGCUGCCACCAGUCGUCCUGACCUGAUUGAUCCUGCUCUUCUGAGACCCGGGCGACUGGACAAGUCUCUCUACUGCCCUCCUCCUGAUCGGGAAGCCCGGCUGGAGAUCCUGAAGGCUUUGACUCAUUCCGUGCCACUGGCUGCAGAUGUGGACUUGGAGCAGAUUGUUGAGGCGACAGAGCUGUUCACUGGAGCUGACCUAAAGGCCCUUCUUUAUAACGCUCAGCUAGAGGCGAUCCACAGCAGCCUGGGGCCCAACCUUCUGCAUGAUCUGGGCUCGGGGUCAGACAGUGAUGUCAGCCUCUCCUCUCUGAUCUUCCUGAACCAUAGCGGUGGGUCAGAUGACUCAGCUGGGGAGGGGGACGCAGGGCCGGAGCACUCUAUGGUUCUGCUGGGCCCCAGUGAACUCCCACCUGAGGACCCACGCCACAACAUCUGGCGCCUUUACUUUGGAAGCUCCUUUGAGUCUGAACUGGACAACCAGUCUCUAUCUGAACUGAAUUCUCAGUGCCUGUCUGGACCCAAUUCUACCGCCCCUGACAUGACCGGGGCAUCAGUGAGGGAUCCAAACUCCUGUCAUGUGCCAGUUUUUAUGUCCUGUCUGCAGGACGGCUUUCAGGAACUGACCCAUGAGCAGUCAGAACGCCUCCGAGCAGAUGUUAACACCGUUAAGAAUAGUUACCGCAGAAACACGGAUGAAUCAUCUCUGGCCCAGACUGGCCCCAGUAAGCCUGGCUCUCUCAUAUGCCAAGCUCACCUGAUCUCCGCUUUGGCUAACACUCGAGCAUCUGUCAGCAGAGAAGACUGGAGGAGAUACACUGAACUAUAUGAGUCUUUCCGAGCCUCAAAGGAAGGCAAGUCUCAGAGCACUGCUUCGUUUAAAGCAGGUCAGCGGGUGACAUUGGCUUAAUGAGAGCCUCGCAGAAAUUAAUACAGCUCGGGGCAUUACAUUUUUUUUUUUUUUUUUUGCUGAGAUUGUGUCUGAUAUGAUCGACUCUGGUUUGUAUCACACAUUUUGGCCUUUUUUUUUUUUUGCUUUUCUUGGCCUUAAGAGCAGAUGCAUACUUACAAUGUUUUGAUAUUAAGUAGAGAGAAGUAUCAAGAACUUGAUGGACUUGAAUUCAUAGCACUGAACAAAUAAUUUAAAGAUAAUUAUGAAGUUUAAAAAGUGACAUUUUUGCUAAAUUUGCUUAGCUGCUGUAGGCAAUAUAAUGUAAAGAAAUCAAAUAUAUGUAUAUGUAUGUAUAUGUAUAUAUACAUUAAAUAUGUAAUUAACUUUUAACUAAAUGACAAUUCUUUGAAUUAUGAUGCCCGUUUUAUUUCUCUAGAGCCUCUGAUACACUGCACAAACUCAUGACACAAUAUAACUGAAAAUGGUGUAUAUCUUAAAAUAAAUAGAAAUAGAUCGUUUAUACUGAAUUAGCCCUUUAUUUUAAUUCUGUUUGUGUUUAUCUACUGUUGUUGCUGUUUCUCUAGCAUCCUCAUGAAGUGAUACUUACCAUAACCUGUAGGUGGCAGUGUAUUCCUAACAUCCAAGAGCCAAAAUGCCUAUUGAAAGUCCUCCAUGGAUACUUCUCAAUCUGUAUUCAAAGACUUUUAUGUUCUUCUCUUUGUAGAAGAGAAGAAUCCUCUAUUUUAUCAGCCAUAACGGCCUCCAGCUUACUCUGAAUAACUGACAUCUGCAGACCCCCAGGAUCUGAAUUUUUCUAAAUUGAUUUUUCUGUUUUUUCGUAGUCUUCACUUCCCCUGAGCACAUGCCCUGGAACUACAGCUGUCUCUGCACCUUUGAUUAUCACAAAAUUUUCCAGCACAUUCUCAGAUUUGUCCUCGUAUGAGCUAGAUUUCCGUCUCACACAUUGUUGAGCUGAAUUCCGAGUUGCGGCAACACACAUCAUAUACACAUAUACAGCCUGAUGCAGCAGUUUCUGUUGAGUUAAAUAUAGCCAGCCUUUGUUCUGACCCCUGCUGUUAGUAUUGUUUGGGCUUGCGCCAAAACAGAAACAAAACAAGUGACAUCAUGGGACUAGAAUAGACUAAGUCACAGUACUGUGGUGAGAACUGUGGACUAAAAUGAGAGAAGUAAAACUGCCCUCAGCAGUUACCUGACCUCUGAAUUUUAACAGUCAUUGAGACAAAAGCUCAGUAACCCCUGAGGGGGGAUACUGUGCAAAAUAUGAUUGUGAAGAUUCACUGAAAGAAAUAUACGUCGUAGGUUUAUAAAAUAUUAAUAUGGCCCUCUGGGAAACAUGCAUUUAAUCGACUGGCUCACAACUAAAUAAAAAUACUGUAAUUCAUUCACCCUCAUAUUGUUCCUGUUAGGAAUGCAAAAG